Branchiostoma belcheri (Belcher's lancelet) is the source of this 2961-nucleotide messenger RNA. RefSeq lists its product as uncharacterized. Gene Ontology annotation, biological process: SCF-dependent proteasomal ubiquitin-dependent protein catabolic process. The record is from RefSeq and is a predicted model, not a curated record. Gene Ontology annotation, molecular function: protein binding. Gene Ontology annotation, cellular component: SCF ubiquitin ligase complex. Lineage: Eukaryota; Metazoa; Chordata; Leptocardii; Amphioxiformes; Branchiostomatidae.
AUGGCGGAACAGAACCUGUUUUCGUUCGUGCCAUUAUGCCACCAAAAGCACGGCGUAGAGACAGACCGAAGCCGCGUGACAACUCUACAGUUCCAGUCGCAAAAUGUCGUGUUACAAACCGUACUGCACCUCGGGCAAACCUCCCCGUAUCAGUGUGGUUCGAUCCGUGCCCAGCUCGCCAGCGGUGCCUACGACGUCCUCUGUUCUUCCAUCCGCGACAAAAUCGUGUCGGAGUUUCCGUUGAUGGUGACGGACGAGUUGCUAUGGUUACUGGUCCCCCCCCACACGAAAAACUUGGACCUGUCCAGGUGCUGCAAUGUAUCGUGGGAAGGAUUGUCGAGGGUUCUAAGAAGAUGCCACAACCUGAGGUCGCUGACCCUUGCUGACCUUGGCCCUGACUGUCACAUGACCUUUGACCUCUGCAGUAUUCCCCAGGCGUGUCCUCAUCUGACCUUCCUCAACCUGGCCUCAUCUGAGGUCGAUGAUUGGGUUGUUUGGGAAGCGUUACGACUGUGGCCUUACCUAUCCCACCUGGACCUGUCCUACUGCAACAACCUGACUGAUGACUGUUUCCACCUGCCGGAGAUGGAGGAACAGGAGGAGGAGAAGGAGGAGGAUGGACCAGUCCUCACAUCUGGAACAUCAGUCUGUUCUCAAAGGAACAUCAAGAAAUCUCAUCCAGGUUGCAAACUGGUCAGUGUGGACAUAUCCGGCUGUGUAUAUCUGACGACAAAAAGCAUCAGGCACCUAACCGAGCUGUGUGGGCCAACCCUGCAGGCCCUCAACAUGGGAUUCACUGGAGUGGAUUGCAGUGCAUUGUGGUUCCUGUGUGGGUACAGCCUCUCCACCGCUGUCCAGCUGGCUGUUGCCGUUGACAACAACCAGGUAACCGGGGGCAACCAGGGGGCGUGUCCACCCAUGCAGGACAACCGGCUGCUCUCGCCCGACCUCAUCCACAAAAUCCUGGCGGGAGAACUUCACCAUGGAAACCAACAGCCAAUCACCAUAGGGCUUGUUAACGAAGAGAGGGAGGGAGAAAGUAGUAGAGAAAGAGCUUUUGGACAAGUUUCAGAAGGAGGAGAGGAUGCCUUAAAACAUGUGACGGAGAUGGAAUCAAAUAACUCCAUGACUCCACUUGAUAGUUGUGAGGGCAAAAAGAAUUCAAGUUCAUCUGACCAAUCAGAGCCAAGACCUGAGAUUCAAGCCAGCAACAGCCAAUCAGUGCCUGGUACAUGUAAUUCUACUGACCAAUCAGAAGCAAAAGAAACCAUGUCUUCUGACACCAUACUAGACAGUCUGUCAUUGGAUGAUGUUGAGUUAAUAGUACCGGAGAAAGCAACAGUAGAGGAAAGUUUGGCUGUGCAGAGCCCUAAAAUUUCAAGUUCACUGUCAGUAACAGACACUCAGAGUUCUUCAGAUGGCAGCUGUUGUCUAACAACUACUUCACAUCAACCCAAGAAUGCAUGGGGUGAAGAAGGAUUGUACAAAGAAGACAGUGUGGCUGUGAGGAACCGUGAAGUUCCAAGUUCACUGUCAGACUCAGACACUCCACUAUUGAACUCUUCAGAUGGCAGCUGUUCAAGUUUUACCAGUUCGCAUCAACCCAAGAAUGCUUGGGGUGAAGAAGAAUUGUAUAAAGAAACCAGGCCUUCAGAAAGACCUCAGAAACUGAAGACAAAGCCAAGAAAGGAGAAGACAUUCCAACUACAGCGUUUCCAGCCUAAUAUCACUUCUUUAGACAUGAGUGGAAUUAGUAUGAGUGGAAUGACUAUGAACACUGGUAGUGACGAUAUUGGAAAUGCCUGCAUCAAGGCAUUUGUCUCGGCCAAUAGGAACCUCCGUAAGUUGUCCCUCACAUGGAAGGACAUCAGGGAUGAGACGGUGGAGUUCAUUGGUCAACAUGCAAAGGACCUGAGAUACCUCUCCAUGAUUGACUGUGACAGGACCUCUCCUUUCAGUCUGGCUUGUCUGGCACAAAACUGCAACAAACUCGAGUAUUUGGAUGUCAAAGGGAUGAGUUUUAUCGGAGACGCAGGCUUGGUCCCGCUGGUUGUGAACAAUCGCCAACUCCAGACCCUGAGUCUAGCAGAGUGCAACAUCACAGACAGGGCACUGGACAAAAUCUCAGGUGUCCUGGGGGAGGGGGUGAGUUCGGCCGGGUUCCUUCCUUCCUUCCUUCCUCAAAAAUUCACUGUGUCCAAAUUUGAGUUGCAUAAUUGUUUGUUUAUUUGUUUGUCUCAGCUGACUUGUCUUGACCUGUCAUGGUGUGAGGAGAUCACAGACUCGGGGCUGUCCGGUGUAGUAGGUGCCUGCGUGAACCUGCAGCAGCUGUCCCUGCGACAGUGCCUGUCUACAGCGCACACACUGGUCAGGCUGGGGGAGAACUGCAGGCACCUCAGAUCUCUCAUGAUGUCUGGUGUAGAAGGCAUGUCAGACGGGGUCCUGGUCAGUAUGGUGGAGAGUUUGGGGCUCCUGGAGGAACUGGACGUCAGCUGGAACCUCGGCCUGACGGAUGUGUCCAUCUGCCGCGUCCUUGUCUGUUGCCCCCGGUUACGGGAUGCGAGACUGGCCGGGCUGAAGAGGAUCACAUCCAAACCCUUCCUACCCAUAAUUUCAGACCUUGCCAGGUGGCGCCGGUGUCAGUCUCUGCUGAAGCUGAAGGAAAAGGAGAGGCGAGUGUUCGAGGAGGAGGGAGAGGAGACCUGGUCCAGCGAUGAGGAAUUUGAAGACUUGUACAUCCCCCAUCGCUCGGCCAGCUACGCCCCGUGUCUGCACGACCUUGACCUGGAGUAUUCCGACAGUGUCAACGACGAUUAUCUGGCAGAGAUUGUGGCGGUUUGCCAUGGAACGUUGCGAAUCCGAGACUACUACGGAGAGCAAAUUCAACCAAAGUGGACAGGAACUAUGCACUUUUUCAUGUAGCUAACAUUGUUACGCUAUACAUGUAAUUGUUACAUGUAG